AUGUCCAACCCAACGGAAGAAGCACUCAGGGGCCCGACGUCGUACACAUCGCCUACCAUCAAGAGGGAAACCCACAGCAACCCCAAUACGGGGCAGACCAUCACGACGACGACGACAACGACGACGACGACGACGACAAUCACUGGCCAGGACGGCGCUGAGAAAACCAUAAUCGAACGGCCGCAUGAUAAAGCCACCGAGCUGCCGACGGGCAUUGAGCCCCCUACCCAGGUAGAACAGGAUGAACAGAUGCCAGGAGCUUCCGGAGCGGGCCUUGUUCCGCCCCAGGAGCCGACCUCGCCCAUGACCCCGGUGGAGGCAAGGAACCCACCUCCCGUGAUACCGGAACGGAAUGCCAGACGGUCUCUCGAGGGUAUGCCUAACCAGACGAGGCCUCUCGCAACCGCCAUGCAGCCCCAAGAAGGCUUCAGUCCGUCGGACCAAGGACCGCAGGACUAUGCACAUCCGUCAAACCAACCAUUGCCGCACGAGGCGCAGGGAAAUAACGCACGGCUCGGCAGCAACAGUACACCAAAGGGUCUAGGGUCAGUAAAGACUUUCGACAACCUGAAGCGGGCUGCGGCCGGAGUACAUGGUGCCGGUGAUCUCCUGCGCGGGACGUUCAACUCCUCCAUCGACAAACGGUUCCACGAGCCCGACAGCGUAGCGGUCCAGAAGAACGAGGACGUCCUCGAACGGGGCCGUUACGAGGCGGAGAACCAGCGUUUCCACCACCCGGAAGGGGCCAUGCCUCCGCUGGACCAGAUACAAGAGACAUACGAGCCCUCUGAGCCCGACUACCCUUCAUCGUCCCAGCAGCUACCAAUCCAGCCAUUGGCGCCUCGGGAGAGUCGAUUCAGCGGCAUGUUCAAGAAGGACAGAUCGCCGAGCGUCGGCCCGCCAGAUCCUCCAAGAAAACUCAAGAAAAUGAGAGGUGUUGCCUAA
Verticillium nonalfalfae is the source of this 945-nucleotide messenger RNA. RefSeq lists its product as uncharacterized. The record is from RefSeq and is a predicted model, not a curated record. The coding region runs from base 1 to 945 and encodes 314 amino acids. The transcript has 3 exons. Lineage: Eukaryota; Fungi; Ascomycota; Sordariomycetes; Glomerellales; Plectosphaerellaceae.